Gossypium raimondii (Peruvian cotton) is the source of this 603-nucleotide messenger RNA. RefSeq lists its product as uncharacterized. NCBI's taxonomy places the organism in Eukaryota, Viridiplantae, Streptophyta, Magnoliopsida, Malvales, Malvaceae. The coding region runs from base 1 to 603 and encodes 200 amino acids. The record is from RefSeq and is a predicted model, not a curated record. The transcript is spliced from 2 exons.
AUGAGCUUAAGACUAGAUGCAGAUGUUCAGAAGCUUGAGGCGGAGCGACUAAGAAAAGGGAAAGCUAGGGCUGAAAAAGAUCUUGAUAAAAAGAACAAGGCUGAUGAAUGGGAAAGGAGGUUCCAAGAAAUUCAAGCACAGAACGAGACUCUAAAGAGGAGUUUGUCGGAGAAUCAGAAAGAAAAAGGGGAGCUAGAGAACAGAGUGACUGAAUUAGAAGGAUCUCUCAAUCGGCACCGAAAUCGGAAUUCUGUGAUAGAAUUGAGGGCAAGCCUUAGUAGAAUUGAAGAAAUGAAAGAAAGAAUUGAAGAGUUAGAAGCAGCAUUGCGAAAUUGCGAGAUUCGGAUCGAGUAUUUGGAAGCUAAUGAAGAUCGUCAAACUGAGCAGUUGCACUACUUUCAAAACCAAGUCAGAGAUAGAGAUCACAUUAUGGGAGAAGCUGUGGCUCAAAUUCGAGAGGUUGCGGAUCACCUGCAGACGUUGGUAGUGCAAGCUGAUACGCUAAGUGUGAAGUAUGAGCUGAAAUCAAGCCGAGGAAAAGAGCUAGCUUCAUUACUUAAGAAGAUUAGAAUUUUGAGCAUUAGGGUAAAACCGUAUAUGUAA